Messenger RNA from Ornithodoros turicata, 1066 nucleotides. RefSeq lists its product as uncharacterized. The coding region runs from base 136 to 954 and encodes 272 amino acids. The record is from RefSeq and is a predicted model, not a curated record. Lineage: Eukaryota; Metazoa; Arthropoda; Arachnida; Ixodida; Argasidae. The transcript has 5 exons. Gene Ontology annotation, molecular function: DNA binding.
ACGAAAUUGCGGCGUUCUGUCUUCGGCUAUAAUCUGCCGGUUACGCACCAUGUUAGGCACCGAGGCGUAGAACUUUAUGCAUGCUUGUUUUUGCAAUCACUCACUUUCUGAAUAAUAACACGGUAUAAAAGCAGAAUGUCAGAGCUAACGAGAGCCGACUUAAAAGAAGCGCUUCAGCAGAAAGGCGUUUCCAUUCCGUCUGGUUCACCAAAGAAGGAAGUACUCGUUCGUCUGUACAGAAAGCACGUUGAAUCUGGACGACGGUCUCGUGCGGAAGACAGUUUGCACGGGUUUUCGAGUGACGAAGAUACGGAGAGCCACUCCCACGGGGACCACGGUGACGUGCCUUUCCGUGUGUCAGAAGAUAUCGCUUCCCUGAGCAAUGACGCUCUGUAUGAAAAGCUGCACAGUCUGGACGAUACAGUUGGGCCUAUUGUAGAUACUACACGCAACCUUUAUGAGAAGCGUCUUCAACGUCUCUUGAAUGGAAGUGUUGCAAGCCCAAAGGUAAAAGAAGAGGAGUUUUCAGGAACAGAAGAAGAGGAUGAGCUAAGAGAAAAUACAGAGGAUGAAGAUGGUGGGACACCUUUACAGACGCACACAAGCACCUUCUUCUCUAACAGAUCACUGAGCUCUAGUGAAACCAUCCAGUCUGAACAUCGGCCAUUUGAAUUCAGUGCCCAAAGUGUACUCUCCAAGACAGGAGCUCCUGUUCAAAUGUCGGUUCGUUCAAGAAGUGGCUUUGGGAUGGCAGGGAGUGCCGUGAAUUCUCUCUCUGCACAAGGCCCCUCAAAUUGUGCUACUGAGGGGCAGCAGAAGUCUCGUGGGUUCUCCUUUGCGGUCAAGGCACUGAUUGUUCUCGCGGUUGUAGCGGUUAACAUUUUUAUUUAUGCCAACCUGGAGUACUUCAAGUCAUCUGCUCCGUCGGUGCCUUCGGUUGUGCAUGAUGAGUGAAUGAGACACUUCACACGUAUCUUUACAUCAUACUUUUACAAGGCACACCAGUUUUGUUCUUAGCAUUCAUGUUACUGUUUUGUCCUGUGAAUAAACUGACUGCCUAUUCUUA